AUGAAUCCAGUGUGGAAAGUUUACAAGAGCAAAGUGCUGAAGACUUUCAACCCUGAGUAUGAGGAGGACGCGGCUGAAGAGGUCACAGAGGUGGAGAAUGACUUAGGACCUGUCCAGGAGGAUGAGGGACCCAACGCUGUUUCCCAGCUUGCAAAGAAAAUGCAGGGGGCCGGGACUAAAAGCUGGAACAGGUUUUCAACUCUAUUCAACAAAGAGGAUGAACACCAGCUUCUGGAGGAGACGGAGAGCCCGCCAGUCCCCGACCAUCCACUUGCAAUCAGGCCGGAGGAGCCUCCUCGCCCCACAAAGCGCUCGGCAUUCUGGGAUAGCUUUGCCUCCAACUGGGCUGCCAAGAAGCAGGCGGAGGCUGCUGCCGCGGCCGCUGCCAAUGAGACAGCAGCAGCUCAGGGUGAGGAGGGGGUGACCGAGGCCGGAGGAGAGGUCAGCCAGGAUGGGCAGAUCCCUCAGGGAGAGGAGAGCGAAGAGGGAGUAGGAGGAGAAGAAGGAGGGAGGAGCGGCAACAGCUUCUCCAAAUACGUGUCGCUCGGAGGAGGGAGCGAGGACGCAUCCUUCAAGUGGAACUUUGUCACCAGCAAACUGGCAGAGAUGAAGACCAAGAGCAACUAGCUGCUCCUGGUGAAGGAAUCUGGAGAGUAUAAACAAUAUGAUGAAGGGUUUAUAUGUAGGAGUAUAGAGGAAGUUUAGGGGGAGGCUAUAUUUUACACAGGAUGUCCUGUAACUAACUGUACAGCUAUUGUAAAAGUCCCUUUCAUUCUGAGCUUUUGAAUGAUACACCGUCUCCUAACCACAU
Notothenia coriiceps (black rockcod) is the source of this 811-nucleotide messenger RNA. RefSeq lists its product as uncharacterized. The coding region runs from base 1 to 627 and encodes 208 amino acids. Gene Ontology annotation, biological process: spermatogenesis. The transcript is spliced from 4 exons. The record is from RefSeq and is a predicted model, not a curated record. NCBI's taxonomy places the organism in Eukaryota, Metazoa, Chordata, Actinopteri, Perciformes, Nototheniidae.